GUUCCACUUCUUAUCGUGUGACCUCCCUUCCCAGCUGAAACCUAGCAUAGCAGCCAGUCAGGAAGUGUGAGCCAGCCUUCUCUUCCCAUAGCAGCCAGCCAAGGAGAAAUCAGUGGGAGAGUGCGAUAGUGAAACCGAUCCAUCGAAGAGCCGGUGUGUGUGAAGAACCAUCAGAGCAAGAGAAAAACCAGUCGAAAACAGAGCAAGACCGAGACGCGCGUUAGAGUCUCCAAAUCUUAUCUCUCCACCCAUCGCCACAGCCUCUCGUUCCGUCCACUCCCCCCCGUCAAACCGCGCGGCUCCGCUUGUAUAGCGCCGCCGCGUGCUCUGCUCCCCGUUUGGUUUGGUUUCUUGGCUCUGCUUCCUCGCGUCGUUGUGUGUGCUCUGCUCCUCCUCCUCUUCCACGAGGUAAAAGAAAAAAAACAAGCCACGAAAUAUAAACGCACGCGCGCUAGCACUAGUAGCUGCAGCAAGUACAAAGUAGAAGCUACCGCCGUCACUCAUAGCACUGCUGUACAACUGCCUCUUUUUGGGGUAACCUGUAACACUACCUGCGACAAGUCGAGCUAGGUAACUAGCUAGCUCAGUGUCACUUGCAAAGAACCAGCAGGGAGGCAUGGCACUGACAGUGUUCGAGACCACCGAGCAGCUCCACCCGUGCCACCUAGUUGAGCAGGGCGGCGACGGCGGGAACGUUGCUGGCGCUGGUGCCGAGAAGGCCGCUGUGAUGCUGAAGGAGACGGACCACGGCGGCGAUGACCACCGGCCGGAGAGGGACGACAUAUGGAACAUGAUCCAGGCGCAGAAGCCGCCCGCCGCGCCGAGGCAGGCUCAGGCGCCGUACGUGCACCCGCUCGUGCGGCGCUCGUCAAGCCUGCUGACCCAAAAGAGCCUGGAGAUCUGCACCGAGAGCCUCGGCUCGGAGACCGGCUCCGACGGCUUCUCUGACGCCGACGGUGCCACCGACCUCUCGUGCCCGAACUCCGACGACGAGCGCGAGGAGGGCGAGGACGAGGUGGCCGCGCGCGCGCCCCCGCCCAGGGCGUUCCCGCCGCCGCUGCCGUCGCUGGCGCGGCGCACAGUGGGGGCGAUGCAGAUGAGGCAGACCCGCCGCGACGGCCGCCUGGUCGUGGAGGCCGUGCCCAUGCCGUCGCCCACCCUGUUCCGCGCGCAGCGCCGCGGCGGGCGCUUGCUCCUGUCGUUCGCCGACACCGCCGCCCCUGCCUCGGACGAGCUGGACAAGGACCGCGGCCAGCUGGAGCCCGAGCAGCAGGCUGACGAGCACGGCGCCCACGAGGAGGAUGAGGACGAGGAGGAGGAGGUCGAGGUCGUGGACAGGGGCACCGUGGUCGAGGUCAAGGUGAGCACACAGCCGCAGGCGCACAGCGGAAGCGGCCCGCGGGUGCACCGCUCCGCGCUCGUCAUCAACAAGUUCGUGGGCGCCGAGCCGGUCGCCACCUGCGAGGAGAUCAACGAUGCCGCCCCUGCUGCACCACAGCACCCUCCCAAGCCUCCGAGGCGCUGCACGGGGUCCACCACCACGGCCGUCGCGGCCCUGGCCGCAGCCUCAGCGCUGAGCGCGACUGCCGCGCCGCGGGGCAAUGGCGACGACUCCGUCCCCGGCGCCACGUGCGGCGAGAACAAGCUCCUGAUGACAGCGAGGCGGCGGCGCAGUAAGGAGGAGCUGCUUAAGCACAUGCGCCGGUGCGGGCAGCUGAGCGGCCGGCAGCUCUUCAUAUGGGAGGGGUGCAUCGCCACCUCCUCUUGAUCAACCCCGACCGCCGAAUGCUCCGGACCGCGCCGCCGCCGCCUCCCGUCGCCGUUCCAUUCUAUGCUUCAUUGAGUGCUUCUGUUUGUUUUCAGCAGCUGGUGUAACGUAUGUACGUAACGUCAUGUUGUUGUUGGUAGUGAGUGAUGAUCAUCACGUGAUUGGCUUAGCCGUGUGUGUGAGAGAGCGCGCUAAAUUGGUUCGGUAUAUCCAUCCCCGAGCGUGCCCUGCCUGUUGUAUCUACUACGAUUUACAUGCUGCUUCUGUUACUAGUGACCGUUGUUUAUGAUUGA
Molecule: messenger RNA, 2061 nt
Organism: Phragmites australis (common reed)
Lineage: Eukaryota; Viridiplantae; Streptophyta; Magnoliopsida; Poales; Poaceae
Product: protein FAF-like, chloroplastic
Exons: 1
Coding region: 617-1768 (383 amino acids)
Source: RefSeq, a predicted model, not a curated record